Molecule: messenger RNA, 624 nt
Organism: Mycotypha africana
Lineage: Eukaryota; Fungi; Mucoromycota; Mucoromycetes; Mucorales; Mycotyphaceae
Product: tyrosine phosphatase family-domain-containing protein
Exons: 3
Coding region: 1-624 (207 amino acids)
Molecular function (GO): phosphatase activity
Source: RefSeq, a predicted model, not a curated record
AUGGGUGCUAAUAAUGUAAAUCUAUUAAGCCCACCAGAACAAUUCGGCAUUGUUGAACCUGGGAUUUAUCGUUCAGACAUGUUACAACAACAUAACUUCUCCUAUAUGAGGCAGUUUGGCUUUAAAACACUUAUUAUGUUGAGUCCAGAAUUACCAAACAGAGUAACAUCAAAUUUCAUCGAAGAAGGGAAUAUAAAACUGGUGCAUGUAGGAAUGGCGACGUGGAAGCCAACACAACCUUCCACAUGGCGUCCUGUAUCUGAAGAACUAAUCAAAGAAGGAUUGGAACUGAUAUUAGACGUUGAAACACAUCCUAUAUUGAUCAUGUGCACUUCAGGAAUACACGAAACAGGUACACUAGUGGGAUGUUUGCGGAAGCUAGAAGGCUGGAAUUUUAGCUCAAUUGUGACAGAGUAUCGAUCUUUUGCUGGCACAAAAGCAAGAUAUGUCAAUGAGCAGUUUAUCGAACUUUUCGACCUUGAUCUGGUAACUCUUCCAGUUCAUUUACCACCGUGGUUUAUAGAUCAACAAAAGAUGUUGGUAAGUAACACGCUUAUUUGUUACAUUAAAUGUGCUAUUAAAUGGUACUUUUGCAUUUUUAGGCAGAGGAAGAGGAAAAGCUGA